Anopheles maculipalpis is the source of this 661-nucleotide messenger RNA. Its product is annotated as protein obstructor-E-like. The transcript has a single exon. Gene Ontology annotation, molecular function: chitin binding. Lineage: Eukaryota; Metazoa; Arthropoda; Insecta; Diptera; Culicidae. The coding region runs from base 3 to 641 and encodes 212 amino acids. Gene Ontology annotation, cellular component: extracellular region. The record is from RefSeq and is a predicted model, not a curated record.
AGAUGAACAAGAAACUGUGCAUUCUCCUUGUGCUAGUCGUUCUCUGCUCGGCCACCUUAGCCGGCAAGAGCAAGGAAUCGUCCAAGGAAAAGUCUAAGGAAAAGUCCAAGGAAAAAUCUAAGGAAGAUUCUGGUUCCAAGGAAAAAUCGAACGAAAGCUCUUCAAGCGAAGUAACCACUACGGCGGCACCAGAAACAACUACCGCUUUGACCACCAGUGACCGAUGUGCCGGACAACCCGAUGGAACGGUACUCCCAUCCUUAACCACCUGUUCCAGUUUUGUUACCUGUCAGGGUGAAACCGAAACAGCCGAAGCUACAUGUGUGCCUAGCGGUACCAUCUUUGAUUCGUCGAGAGGAGUGUGCGACUACGAGCCCAAUGCAGUUUGCACGAUCGAAGGUGAAACCACGACAGCAGCGGAAACCACGACCGAAACUGCAACGAGCGCUCCGGAACCGACUCAAAACGAACUGAAGGGCAUGUGCAAGGGAGUCAUCAUUGAUAUGAAGGCACAUCCUGGUAACUGCAACAAGUACAUCAUCUGUGUUCUGGGUAAACCAAACGUCCAGUCUUGUGGAAAGAACCAAGUCUUCUACUCAGACAUUAAGCUCUGUGCUUUUGGUGAUCCUAAGAAAUGCUAAACACAAUUGUAAUAAUGCUG